Molecule: messenger RNA, 3543 nt
Organism: Pongo pygmaeus (Bornean orangutan)
Lineage: Eukaryota; Metazoa; Chordata; Mammalia; Primates; Hominidae
Gene: HSD17B1
Product: hydroxysteroid 17-beta dehydrogenase 1
Exons: 6
Coding region: 26-1000 (324 amino acids)
Biological process (GO): estrogen biosynthetic process
Cellular component (GO): cytosol; cytoplasm
Molecular function (GO): estradiol 17-beta-dehydrogenase [NAD(P)+] activity
Source: RefSeq, a predicted model, not a curated record
CCCAGCCUCUCCCCACAGUCUCACCAUGGCCCGCACCGUGGUGCUCAUCACCGGCUGCUCCUCAGGCAUCGGCCUGCACUUGGCCGUACGUCUGGCUUCAGACCCAUCCCAGAGCUUCAAAGUGUAUGCCACGUUGAGGGACCUGAAAACACAGGGCCGGCUGUGGGAGGCGGCCCGAGCCCUGGCAUGCCCUCCAGGAUCCCUGGAGACGUUGCAGCUGGACGUAAGGGACUCAAACUCCGUGGCCGCUGCCCGGGAACGCGUGACCGAGGGCCGCGUGGACGUGCUGGUGUGUAACGCAGGCCUGGGCCUGCUGGGGCCGCUGGAGGCGCUGGGGGAGGAUGCCAUGGCCUCUGUGCUGGACGUGAACGUGGUGGGGACUGUGCGGGUGCUGCAGGCCUUCCUGCCAGACAUGAAGAGGCGCGGUUCGGGACGCGUGUUGGUGACCGGGAGCGUGGGAGGAUUGAUGGGGCUGCCCUUCAAUGAGGUUUACUGCGCCAGCAAGUUCGCGCUCGAAGGCUUAUGCGAGAGUCUGGCGGUUCUGCUGCUGCCCUUUGGGGUCCACUUGAGCCUGAUCGAGUGCGGCCCAGUGCACACUGCCUUCAUGGAGAAGGUGUUGGGCAGCCCAGACGAGGUGCUGGACCGCACGGACAUCCACACCUUCCACCGCUUCUACCAAUACCUCGCCCACAGCAAGCAGGUCUUUCGCGAGGCGGCGCAGAACCCUGAGGAGGUGGCGGAGGUCUUCCUCACCGCUUUGCGCGCCCCGAAGCCGACCCUGCGCUACUUCACCACCGAGCGCUUCCUGCCCCUGCUGCGGAUGCGCCUGGACGACCCCAGCGGCUCCAACUACGUCACCGCCAUGCACCGGGAAGUGUUCGGCGACGAUCCGGCAAAGGCCGAGGCUGGGGGCGGGGCCGGGCCGGGGGCAGGGGCGGAGGCCGGGCCCAGUGGGGUGGGGGACCCUGAGCUCGGCGAUCCUCCGGCCGCCCGGCAGUAAAGGCUUCCUCAGCCGCUGUCUCCCGCGCCCUUCUUUGUCCCCUGGGUCUGUGUGGUCCCUGGGGAUGGGGCGGCGGUAGCAGCUGUGGGUGGCUAAUUAAGAUAGAUCGCGUUAGCCAGUUUUACCAGCGCAGCGAGGCGCGAUGGCUGUCGCCUGUAAUGCCAGCGCUUUGGGAGGCGGAGGCAGGAGGGUCGCUCAAGCCCCGGAGUUGGAGACCAGCCAGAGCAACAUAGUGAGACCCCCAUCUCUACAAAAAUAAAAAAUUUAAAAAUCAGCACAGUGGCAGCAUUCCUUGAGCCCAGGAGUUGGAGGGUGCAGUGAGCAUGAUGGGGCCACUGCACUCCAGCCUGGGUGACAGAGUGAGACCCUGUCAAUUAAUCAAAUCAACCAACCAACCCAACAACCCAGAAACCAAGGUCCAGAAAGAAGCCAGCCCAGGAUCACACUUUAAGUCCAUAUUAAAGCCCAGACACAGUCUCUGGAUAUCCAAGGGGCAUCUGCAGGAGGAGUUAGGUGGGAAUUGGCUUGGGAUAGAGUCAGGUUGUGACUUGGACCCCAUUAACCAUGAGACCUCAGGCAAGUUCCUUGCUUUCCCUGAGUCUUUCUUUUCUUUCUUUCUUUCUUUUUUUCUGAGACAGAGUUUCACUCUUGUUGCCCAGGCUGGAGUGCAAUGGGGCAAUGUCGGCUCACCACAAUCUCCGCUUCCCAGAUUCAAGUGAUUCUCCUGCCUCAGCCUCCCAAGUAGCAGGGAUACCGGCUAAUUUUGUAUGUUCAGUAGAGACAGGGUUUCUCCAUGUUGGUCAGACUGGUCUCAAACUCUCGACCUUAGGUGAUCCGCCUGCCUCGGCCUCUCAGAUUGCUGGGCAUACAGGCAUGAGCCACCGCGUCCGGCCCUCUGAGUCUUUCUUAUCUGUAAAAUGGGUAUAAUAAUACCUAUCUAAUGGGUUUUAGUAAUGGUGGAGAUAAUGCCCGAAAGUGCUAGUAUAGAGGUUUAAUAGCCAGCAAGGACUGUUAUUAGAAUGAAUAGUAAUAUGACUACUGUCACAUUUUGGAAAUGUGUAAAGAAGAAAGAGGGCUAAGUGAAUCAAAGGGAGACAGCCCCACUCACCCUGUUCUGCCCCAGAGGACUGAGAGAUUCCCACCAUCUGGGAAGCUGCCGCACGAGGAGGUCCAGCUGGGGCUACAGGACUGGCUACUUUGCUACAAUGGCCUGUCUUUCCUGAGCCCAGUGGAGGGUCCCAGGGGGGCAGGAGUCAUUGAUAGGGGCCAGUAGGGUUGUAGAGCCACUGUCUGAACUUCUGUGGAGGUCUGGUGCGGGGAAGGAGUGAACAGAUAAGAGGCUAGAUGAGGAUGCAGCAGAGGAAGGGGGCAGGAGGGCCCCAGGAGGGGGCGGUACCGAGGCAGGGAUUCAGCUGGGUCUGAGAGGGAGGGAAGGCUGAGGGGGAUGGCCCUUUGGAGUGCGCAGGGACAUGACCACAGAAAGCCUGGGAAGUGGAAACAGGAGACUGCUGGAGUUCUUGGAGCUUUGUGUGGGGCACUGGGGGAAGGAGGCAGGCACUCCACCCUGACCUGCCCCUACCUCCGGAUGAAGGUCGUCUCUGCCUGUUGGAUGAUGUGCUGUCCCUGCUCUUGGAGGAAGAGGCCUCCCAGCCACCCCCUCCUGCCAGUCUCCUUGCCCUGCUGACCCAGACAGAUCUGCUAUCCCUACAGCAUCCAGGAAGGCCACAGGGAGGGGGCCCAGGUGGCAUGGGUUUCUGAGGCCUGGGAUCUGCUCUCAGUCCCGCUCUCGCCAACCCCCUUUGCCCCUCUGUGACAGUGUGUGUACAUAUGCGUGCAUGUGUGUACCUGUGUGGUGUGGCUCACAAGGUCACCCCUGGGGGUGGGAUAAUAAGAGGUAAAGUGUGACCCCCUCUCUUCCGUACAUUCAUACUUUUUUUUCAAGCUUGUGAAUAUUCACAUUGUUAAUAAUCUUCUGCAGUUCCAUGACUUCAAAUAGCACUUAGAUGCCGAUGACCCCCCACCAAAGAAACCCCACUGUCUCCCACAGACUCCAGGUCUGUAUCUCCAACUGCCUCCUCAAUACAACACCUCCACCUGAUGCAAUGAACUUAAUGUGUCUAAACCCCAAUUCCACAUUUCCAGUCCUCCUACCGGCUCCUCCCCCAGUCUUCUCUACUUUACUAUAUGACAACUCCAUUUUUCCCAAUACUGGUUUUAAAAACCCUGGAGUAGUCCUUGACUCCAGUCUCUCUCACCUUUCAACCAAUUCGUCAGCAAAUACUGACAGCUCUACCUGUGCUCAUCAAAGCAUAUUCCAAAAUCACCCUAUUCCAGAGUGCACACCGUCAUCUCUCCCUUCAAUUACAGCAGUAGCCUCCAAACUAGUUUUCUUGAUUCCACUCUUGCCCAUCAGCAGUGAAAUUACCACAGUGCAUUUAAAAUGAUCUUUUAAAAAUGACAGGGCUGGGCGUGAUGGCUCAUGCCUAUAAUCGUAGCACUUUGUAAGGCUGAGGCGGACGUUAUUGCUUGAGAUCAGGAGUUUG